This is a messenger RNA of Drosophila sulfurigaster albostrigata, 662 nucleotides long. Its product is annotated as eukaryotic translation initiation factor 5A-like. The record is from RefSeq and is a predicted model, not a curated record. NCBI's taxonomy places the organism in Eukaryota, Metazoa, Arthropoda, Insecta, Diptera, Drosophilidae. Gene Ontology annotation, biological process: positive regulation of translational termination; positive regulation of translational elongation. Gene Ontology annotation, molecular function: translation elongation factor activity; ribosome binding; RNA binding.
UGACCACUCUUCUAACUCCUUUUCUUCCAUAGCGUGCCGCGUGUAAGGUUUUGCAACGAGAAAAUAUUUUAAUUAUGGAGUCAGACGAAGAGCAUUUUAAUACUGGUGACUCUGGAGCAGCCGCAACGUACCAUCAAUGCUCAGCACUGCGCAAAAAUGGAUACGUGAUGCUUAAGGGACGCCCUUGCAAAAUUGUCGACAUGUCCACCUCGAAAACGGGCAAACAUGGUCACGCCAAAGUCCAUCUUAUUGGCAUUGACAUAUUUACAGAAAAAUAUGAGGAUAUUUGUCCCUCCACGCAUAAUAUGGAUGUGCCCCAUGUCAAACGCGAGGAUUAUCAACUCAUCACUAUUAGUGAUGAUGACUACCUUUCAUUGAUGACCGAAACUGGAGACCUCCGUGAGGAUCUCAAGUUGCCUGAGGGAACAUUGGGAACUACUCUGCGCAAUGACUCCGAUGCUGGCAAGGAUAUUCUUUGCACCGUAAUGAAAGCCUGCGGCGAAGAAUGCGUUAUUGCCAUCAAAAACAAUACUGCUCUUGAUAAAUAAAUACGUAUAUGAGAUACUGGGCAAUGAUGAGUCUGUUGUUCACCUAUUCAACAUAAAACUGGAAGAGUACAGAUAUAAUGAAGUAAUAUCAAUAAAAUGAUUCAACAAAAGAAA